UAUUAUUUGUAUCUUCAAGUGAUAGUCUAACAUUGUUUUUCCUUCUAUUCUCAGGCAGGGCUCGGCAUACACAAUGGGUUCCCUCAGCACAACAAAUGUUGAAUUUUGCCUUGAUGUGUUCAAAGAGCUGAAUAGUAACAACGUAGGAGAAAACAUUUUCUUUUCCCCUCUGAGUCUGCUUUAUGCCCUGAGUAUGAUUCUCCUUGGUGCCAGAAGAAACAGUGCAGAGCAAAUGGAAAAGGUGCUUCACUUUAAUCAUGUUGUAGAAUCAUUAAAUCCAGAGUUUAAGGACUCAUCUAAGUGUAGCCAAGCUGGAAGAAUUCAUUCAGAGUUGGGAGCCUUAUUCUCUCAAAUCAAGCAGUCAAACUCUAACUAUACCCUCAGCAUUGCCAACAGACUUUAUGGGACAAAGAUGAUGGCAUUCCAUCAGCAAUAUUUAACCUGUUCUGAGAAAUUGUAUCAAGCCCAGCUGCAAACUGUUGAUUUUGAACACGCCCCGGAAGAAACAAGGAAAACCAUUAAUGCUUGGGUUGAAAGUAAAACCAAUGGAAAAAUCAUGAACCUCCUUGAAAAGGGCACAAUUGACCCUUCUUCUGUAAUGGUCUUGGUGAAUGCCAUAUAUUUCAAAGGACAGUGGCAAAAUAAAUUUCAGGAAAGAAAAACAAUUAAAACCCCUUUUCAGCUAAGUGAGGGAAAAAGCGUGAUUGUGGAAAUGAUGUGUCAAACUGGCAUAUUUAAACUGGCUUCCAUAAAGAAACCGCAGAUACAGGUGCUUGAGCUGCCCUUUGUCAACAACAGACUCAGCAUGAUCAUUCUGCUUCCAGUAGGCACAGCUAAACUAGAACAGAUUGAAAAACAGCUGAACCUGAAGACAUUUCAGGAAUGGACCAGUUCUUCCAAUAUGCUGGAAAAAGAAGUUGAAGUUCAUAUUCCCCGAUUCAAACUUGAAAUCAAGUAUGAGCUAAAUUCUCUGUUGAAAUCACUAGGGAUGACAGAUAUCUUUGACCCGAUCAAAGCUGAUCUUUCUGGUAUGUCAUCAGCCAAGAACCUGUAUUUAUCAAAGGUCAUACACAAAUCAUAUGUGGAUGUCAACGAGGAGGGUACUGAGGCUGCGGCUGCCACUGGGGACAUCAUAGUAGUAAAAAGAUUCCCCAUCCGAACUCAGUUCAUGGCCAAUCGCCCCUUUCUCUUCUUCAUAAGGCACAUUCAUACGAACAUGAUUCUUUUUUGUGGCAAGCUUGCCUCUCCAUAAACAAAUGGGGUUGGGCAAGGCUCAGAGUCACAGAGGAGGUGCAGGGGCAAAGAGCCAAACAACCAAUUUAUUCUCAUUUGAACCUCACAUAUCUGUGCCUCAGUUUGCUCAUCUGAAAAAUGGGUCUAGGAUCUCCUCUGACUUAUUCUAUAAAUUGGUGAACUCUAGAUUAUGGUAACCGUGGGAAAAGGUACAUUUACUCAAAAGGCUUUUGUGGCUUUCUCAUAUUGGGGCCUCAUCUGAGGACGCUCUCGGUGACAUGAUCAAGGCAAUCAAAAAAAAGUUUAAAGGAUAAUAGUUUCUUGACGCAUAUAUGUCAGUGAGAUCUUGAAUAAGCAAUCCAGUCUGCCUUCAGAAGGCCAGGUUGAAAGUUUCCACUUUAGAUGGAUUAAAAAAAAAAUCAUUAUUUUGUUUUUAUAUGUAAAUAUAACAUCUUGAAUUUUAGUUCAAAAUUCUGUAUCGACUAUAAUAAAUGUAUGAAAUUCCUUAAUCUCUUUGAAGGUUUUUAAUGCAUGUAUAAAAGGAGACUUUGAAUAAAAAAAAAGCCUAAUUUGGUGACUUCGUCUCACAUACUUUUCACAUGUUAUCAGGAGAGACCAGUCCCUGAAGAAGGACAUCAUACUUGGUAGAGGGUCAGUGAAGACGAAGACCCUCAAUGAGAUGGAUUGACACAGUGGCUGCA
Molecule: messenger RNA, 1934 nt
Organism: Loxodonta africana (African savanna elephant)
Lineage: Eukaryota; Metazoa; Chordata; Mammalia; Proboscidea; Elephantidae
Gene: SERPINB11
Product: serpin family B member 11
Exons: 7
Coding region: 74-1252 (392 amino acids)
Biological process (GO): negative regulation of endopeptidase activity
Molecular function (GO): serine-type endopeptidase inhibitor activity
Source: RefSeq, a predicted model, not a curated record